Megalops cyprinoides (Indo-Pacific tarpon) is the source of this 5648-nucleotide messenger RNA. Its product is annotated as pleckstrin homology domain-containing family A member 7-like. The record is from RefSeq and is a predicted model, not a curated record. Bases 271 to 4344 code for a protein of 1357 amino acids. The transcript is spliced from 30 exons. Gene Ontology annotation, molecular function: protein binding. NCBI's taxonomy places the organism in Eukaryota, Metazoa, Chordata, Actinopteri, Elopiformes, Megalopidae.
UUCCCAGUACUUGGUAUCGAAAUAUCGACGGGGAGCUUUACUUUAUUACACUUGAUUAUGACUACAUUCUGUACCGAUACUUUCAUCACGAAGCAUCUAAGUUUACUAUUUUCUGUCGGCUAAAGAACGGGACAAAGACGCGCUGCACUUUCUCCAAGUUUGGUCUUCCCCUUUAAAAGCAAUGCAGUCCUGGUGGCGAUCAUUGCACUAUGUCUGAUUCCCUGGAGACUACACGGAGCGGAGAAUGAAAUAGUACUUCAAACCGGGAUCAUGGCGGCUCCGCUCGGGCGGGACACUCUACCUGAUCACUGGUCUUACGGAGUCUGCAAGGACGGCAGAGUGUUUUUCAUAAAUGAUGAAACUCACAGCACUACUUGGCUCCAUCCCCGCACUGGUGAACCUGUCAACUCUGGGCAUAUGAUACGUUCAGAUUUGCCACGGGGAUGGGAAGAAGGAUUUACAGAAGAGGGGGCAAGCUACUUCAUAGACCAUAACCAGAGAACGACAGCAUUUCGGCACCCUGUAACGGGACAGAUAUCGCCUGAAAACAUCGACUUCGUCCUCCGAGAACAGCCGAACUCCUGCAUGUCCAAGCCACAUCCCGAGCAGAGGCCCUCCAGCAUGGUCAGUGAGUCCUCCACGGCCGUCACCUCGUCCACAGUCGACACUGCCUCAGGGUCAAAGGGCUCCCGAUCCAGCGGCAAAGUGCACAGCUUCGGCAAGAGGGACCACGCCAUCAAGAGGAACCUCAACGUGCCGGUGGUGGUACGGGGAUGGCUCUACAAACAGGACAGCUCUGGAAUGAGGCUGUGGAAACGCAAGUGGUUUGUGUUGUCUGAUUACUGCCUCUUUUAUUACAAAGACAGCCGGGAGGAGACGGUCCUGGGCAGCAUUCCUCUGCCCAGCUACGUCAUCUCUCCGGUCGAGCCCGAAGACCACAUCAGCCGCAAAUACGCCUUCAAGGCGACCCACACGGGCAUGCGCUCCUACAUUUACAAUAAGAACGCUGUGAUUGGCUCGCAGGCCGAGCACUGCGGGAUGAGGACGUACUUCUUCAGCGCUGACACGCAGGAGGACAUGAAUGGCUGGGUCCGUGCCAUGAACCAGGCCGCGCUCAUGCAGACGCACAGCCUGAAGAGAGAGUCAGAGAAGUCAGAGAAACCGGAGCGACAGGCAGUCCCACAGGCCAAUCACGUCAACAGCCUCAGCAGGAGCCCCGCCCAGCCCGAGAGGCAGCAGCGGGCGGAACGCGCGGUCGAGCAGCCACCUGCCGGCGAGAGGCGGGAGGAGACCCGUGAGCCCCAGGAGGUCGAGAGGCGCCACGGCGGACGCAGGGAUGCAGUGGAGGGCGGGGGCCGGGCCAGGCCGGCGGCCUGCGUGGCGGCGGUGGACACCCUCUCGCCCGACUCCGCUGGUUCGUCCCGCCCCUCCUCCACCCUGCCCAGCUCCGCCCACAGGAACGGGAACGGCCCGCCCCCUGAGCAGAAUGGCGGGGUGGUGUACAAGCGGGGCUUAGUCCCGCGCACUGACACGGAGAAGCAGGUGCAGAGGAAGACCGCGCUGGCCCAGGUCGAGCACUGGGUCAAGGUGCAGAAGGGGGAUGCCAAGAGCCUUCCCUCUGAGCACACGCUCCCCCGCCGGACCCCCCCGACACAGCACCGCGUCAGCGCGGUGGAGGCCUAUCAGACGUUGCCAAAGACCUCCCGGGUGUCGUCCGGCGGGAGCUCCCCACAGGUGCCCCGCAACCUGCCCAGCGACUACAAGUACGCCCAGGACCGGCUGAGUCACCUGCGCAUGUCGACGGGCGAGCGCACGGCCACCAAGGAGGGCACGGUAUGGCAGCUGUACGAGUGGCAGCAGAGGCAGCGCUUCCGCCACGGCAGCCCCACCGCGCCCAUCUACGCCCCCGUCCCCCUGGACUACACCGACUCCGCCCCCUACCGGGUCACCCUGGAGGUGCCCCGCUGCAUCUCCGUGCCGCCCUCGCCCGCCGACAUCCCCCCGCCUGGGCCGCCACCGAAGGCCCUGUCCCCAGGCAGGCCGCACACACCCGCCGAGCGGGUCACUGUGCGCCCGUCGGACGAGCGGACGGCCGUGGAAGUGCCCCCCUCUUCCAGCUCCCCCAGGCGACCGCGUUCCCAGCUCUCCAAGAAUGCCUGUGUGGAGAGGCGCUCGAUGCCGGCCAUGGGCUACAUCACCCACACCGUCAGCGCUCCAAGUUUGCAUGGGAAAACGCCGGAGGAGCUGACCCUGCUCCUCAUCCAGCUGCGCAGGGAGCAGGCCACCAUGGCCAGCGUGCGCAACGACGCACUCGCCCACCUGCGCCAGCUCUCCGGCCCCUCCCACCCCCGCCUCCAGGCCGAUGAUACUUACAUACAGCUGAAGAAGGACCUGGAGUAUCUAGACCUGAAGAUCAAAAGUAUUGAACCGUUGAUCCUCACGGUUCACUGUGUGUUACAAAACUCUCCUCAAGGUUUUGAGUCUGGUUUGAACGUCACCGGACAUGAAACUUUAAAAGACAGACCGGCGAAACCAGUCAAAAUAGCCGAAAGUGACGUUGACGUUAAAUUAAGCAGAUUGUGUGAACAAGACAAGAUUCUGCAAGAGCUGGAGGCCAGGAUGCGUACGCUAAAAGAAGAUAAGGACAAGCUGGAGUCGGUGCUGGACGUGGCCCACCAGCAGCUGGAGCAGUACCGGGACCAGCCAGCCCAUGCGGAGAAGAUCGCCUACCAGCAGAGGCUGCUGCAGGAGGAUGUGGUGCACAUCCGGGCCGAGAUGUCACAGGUCACCACGGAGAUGGAGAAUGCCUGGAACGAGUACGGAAAGCUGGAGAUGGACUUAGCCCAGCUGCGGGAAGCCCUACAGGAGCAGAUGGGGAGAAACACCCUCUCUCAGCAGGAGAAGGCUCAGAUGAAGAGAGAGCUGUGGAGGAUGGAGGAUGUGAUGGCAGGCCUCAGUUCCAGCAAGGCCAACUACAAAGUCAGCAUCGACUCUGUGCAGAACCCUGAGAGGAAACUCGUGCCUUCAGUGUCGUCCCCAGUGCCUUCUCAGCGCGUGAGUGCGGCCCACCUCAGCUCUGCGCAGCCAACCAAUGACAGCAAGCCUUCCCAGAGCGGCCCUGCCCAGCCGGCCUGGGCACACCAGGGCCCCGCCCUCCACGUGUCUGCGCCCAAGUGGGCAGAGGAAGACGUCCCCCCCAGACCCCCUCUGCCACAGCUCUACAGCCCCGACGAGCAGCCCCCCACCGUACCCCCUCUGCCGAAGGAGGCCUCGGUCAUCCGCCACACGUCCGUGCGGGGGCUGAAGCGGCAGUCCGACGAGAGGAAACGUGACAGGGAGAUCGGCCACUGCCCCAAUGGAGAAAACAAGGUGGAGUUACGGUCAUACCUGAGCGAGCCGGAGUUGUCGGGGGUGGGGAGUGGCUCUGGCCACGUGAUUAUGGGGUCCCUGGGGUCAGACGGAGGUUACCAGACCUUGCCCAGCAGAGGGCUGGCUGGCUCAACCUCAAGACUAAACCAGUCCACAAACAUUUCAUCGUAUGUCACUCUCAGACGCGGAGUCACAGCCACGGGCUUGAAGGAGAGACCAAAGAGUGCCUUGGAGCGCCUGUACUCGGUGGAUGCGGUGCAGAGGGGGAAGAUGAGCGCGGAGGAGCAACUGGAGCGCAUGAAGAGGCACCAGAAGGCGCUGGUGCGGGAGAGGAAGAGGACGCUGAGCCAGGGGGAGCGGCAGUCCUCUUCAUCCCGCGCCUCAUCCUCUCCCAGACCCCUGUCAGCUGACCUGGGCUCAUGGCGGCGAGAGCAGGAGUUUGAUUUGCAGCUUCUGGAGCGGGCAGUGCAGGGGGAGGAGCGACCCAUUGAGCACCAGGAGAUCCAGCGGCCGCGGUCAGACGAGUGGCUGACCGUCCACGCCACGCCCAUGAGAGAGCUGGACCUGGAGCCGCUGGACUAUAACCUGGAUCUGAGCCGUGAGCUGUCCAAGCCUGAGAAGGUGUCCAUCCCUGAGCGCUAUGUGGACCUGGAGCCACAGGAGCCUCUCAGCCAGUUGGAAAUGGAGGCGCGGCACCGCAAAGUGGAACGCAUUAAGAGCAUCCUCGCAAAGUCCAGUGUUCAGAACAUGCCGCCGCCGCUGGCCGUGGACAAGCUGGAAGUCACAGACAUGGACUCGGCCCUGCAGGAGCAAGAGCGCAUCAUCACCAUGUCCUACGCCCUGGCGUCCGAGGCCUCGCAGAAGAGCAAGCAGGUGGCAGCGCUGCAGCAGGUGUACGACCCCACCGCUCCCACUCCCGUCACACAGGCACCCCACCCCCCACUAAGCAAUGGAUUUCACUACACGUUUGUCUAAUAAGAGCAAACAAACGAGGGAAAGAGGGGGGAUUUACCUGUCAACUAGGUAUUAAGGUACACUCUUCUUUUUAUGUGUAUAUCUCUUUCCAGGGUUUUUGUGGUAUUUUCAUCUUUGUUUUAUUUCCCUUUGUGUAUCUCAUCUCUGUUGUGGCAUUGUGUUUUAUUGUCAUUGAGCGCUGUUUUUGUUUGGAUUGGGCCGAAUUGGGACCUUUUUGAACCUUGAUGCACACCUUGGGUUGUUCUCUGAGAAAGAAACUCAAUAGUUUACCUCACAGUUAUUAUUUAACAUGUUUACCUUAUUGGAGCAAUCAUUUAAGUCCUCUGUAAAAAAAAAAAAAAAAAGUCAAGUACCUGUAAAGGAACCCCUGGGAAAGUCUUUCUUUAGACAGAUAUCUACUAUAGCAAGUAACAGAAUAUGAAAUGCUAUGUAAUGACUACUACUUUUGUAUUGGGACUCUUCAUUAAGUAUCGUCUCUGUUCUUAACCAAACCUUCUUGUAUGCACAUUUGCAAGUCACUCUGGGUAAAAGUGUACGCUAAGUGACAAAGAAAAUGUAAUGUACCGGCAAUGUCAAUCAACCUUACAAGUUUGAUUGUGUAAUGCUUUUUUUACUUUAAACCAAACCCUUUCCCAUAAUUCCAUUUUCUCACAGAACAGCCCUCUGUGCCAUUUUAAUGCAAUAUGGUGCUCAGGCAUUAUGGAUUACUCCCAUUGUUUGCCUGCCAAUUCAUUACUUUCCUCGCUUGUCCAACUGGCUUAGAAACAUAAACAAUAAAACUCAAUCUGAGAGAAAGUGACAUGUUACCUAAUUAUGUGAUGGUUUCUGUUGCCUGGGACAAGAUGAACAUGGUGAGGUGUUUCUGUCUGCAACUCUUCACAACUCGAAGGUGUCGUCACAUGAUCAUUAUGAUGCACCAAGAUGGCAAAGUGGAAAUGGAGAAUCCCUUCCAGGCCUCCUGUGCUUCCUGUACCAUUUAACCUUAUGGAUCAUAAAGUCUGUAACCAGACCCCUGUCUGUGGUGCCUCAUUUUGUCACUUAAGUUUCAUAUUCUCAUGUUUGUACUAACCUUAUAUUUUGUCUGAAGGGAGAAAACUGAUUCUUUGCUGUUGUAACGAGUCUCAUGCGAUUGAGCAUGAUUUAUAAUGGUAAAGUGAAAUUAAAUCAGUUUCCUCCCUUAACAGUGUGGAGCAUAGUGCCCAGACCACUACUUAAUCCCUGUCCAAUGCUGAAAUACUACAGACAUGAGGUCAGCUUCUCCAAUGCUGAUUGUUUGAACUCUGACCCCUGUUUCCUGUGGUAUU